Bufo gargarizans (Asiatic toad) is the source of this 2540-nucleotide messenger RNA. It is a transcript of the gene VRK3, whose product is annotated as VRK serine/threonine kinase 3. Bases 126 to 1526 code for a protein of 466 amino acids. NCBI's taxonomy places the organism in Eukaryota, Metazoa, Chordata, Amphibia, Anura, Bufonidae. Gene Ontology annotation, molecular function: protein serine/threonine kinase activity; ATP binding. The record is from RefSeq and is a predicted model, not a curated record. Gene Ontology annotation, cellular component: cytoplasm; nucleus. The transcript is spliced from 15 exons. Gene Ontology annotation, biological process: peptidyl-serine phosphorylation; signal transduction.
UCUGAUAUCUGCAAUGCCCGCAGGUUUCAGUUUCUUUCUCGGGCUUGGGGUCACGUGUCAGUAAGGCGCUUCACCGUCGUGUGUAUCGCUGGGCGGCUGGCUCCGGGAGCUGACGGGCUAUCAGAAUGAACAUAAAUUUUUGCCCUGAAUGUGGGAAUAAAGCAAAGGAUGAGUACAAUUUUUGCCCAAAUUGUGGGUUAAAAUUUCCUAGAGAUGAAGCUACGGUGUCUGAGGCUGGUUUAGACAAUGAACGUUCUCCUCAAUCAGGUUACACAACACCAGUUAAACGUUUCUCAGAAGAUGUUUCUGUCCCGAAUAAAGCAAGCUGCAGUCCUUCAAGUAACGUAGCACAAGUCAAAGAAUUAACCAGUUGCUCUCCUAAAGCUCCUGGUAGCUCAAAACGCAUGGGUCGAAUUUCAACACCUUCCCCCAGGACUACUUUGAAGAGAAAAUCUAACUCUACCCCAGAAAAGGAACAAGUGAAAGAAACCGUAUCUUCACCAGGAAAACCUGAAUUCAAAAGUGAAAUGAUCCCCAGGAGUAAGAAAGCUAAGAACGUACAGAUGCAGCCACUCCCAGAAAAUGACAUUUUGACUGAUCAUAGCGACAAAAGCUGGGUGCUUACGAAGCUCUUGUCACAGGAGAAGACUACACUUUAUUAUAAAGUGCAUGCGAAAUGUCAAUCCAAAAGUGACAAGGAUCAGAGUAUCUUAAAACUGGAUGCGAAAGAUGGAAAGAUUUAUAAUGAACAGAGUUUUUUCCAGAGAGCAGCUAAGAAAACCACAGUUGAUAAAUGGAAAAAAUGCCAUGGUUGCCCAGGGCUGGGGAUUCCAACUUGUAUUGGAUUUGGAGUACAUACAUGUUACAGGUUUUUGGUGUUUCCUGCACUGGGACAAAAUCUUCAGACUGUCAUCAAUGAACUCAAUGGUCGACUACCUGAGAUAGCGGUUUAUCAGAUUCUGUACAGAAUGAUUGAUGUAUUGGAAUAUAUUCAUGAAAAUGAGUAUGCCCAUGGCGACAUCACAGCAAACAAUAUAUAUAUAAAUGCUGAUUAUCAUGAGGUCUAUCUGGCAGGAUAUUAUAAUGCAUUUCGCUAUAGUCCUGAUGGAAAUCAUGUGAAUUACAAGGUUGGCAGCAGAACCCCUAAUGAAGGCACAGUGGAGUUCAUUAGCCUGGAUGUUCAUAAUGGUGCUGGACCAUUCCGCCGCAGUGACUUGGAAUCCUUGGGAUAUUGUAUACUGAAAUGGCUGUGUGGCUCCUUACCCUGGACUGACCAAACAAAUCCAGGCUCUAUAAUGGAAGAAAAAAAUAGAUUUAAAACCGAUGUACCAGGACUCCUUAAGAAGUGCUUUAACAGAAGGAAAAUUCCAGAUGUGCUGAAACUGUUCCUGGAAAAGGUUAUGAACCUGAACUAUGAUGAAAAGCCAGAUUAUCAUGAGCUUCAAAAUAGUUUUUCAUCUGUUCUGCAGAAAUUCAAUGUCAAGCCGUAUGAUCCUAUACAACUGGAAAGAAGAUCAGGAGUUUGAAGGCGAUGUCCAAAAAGUGAAGUGCUUUUACUACUUGAGCUUUUGUUUCUCUGAAAAUAAUCAGACCUAAUCUUUUUAUCGAGUUUUACAACCUUAUUUUGUAACCAACAUUUUAAUGAUUAUAGAUUUUAGAUUCUUAUUAGAUUCCCAGCCCUAUUAAUGUCUGACUGUUACUCAUGACCCAGUCAUUUAGAUAUAUUCUGAGAGAUUUAUCAAACUGGUGUCAAGUAGAACUGGCUUAGUUGUCCAUAGCAACUAAUCAGAUUCCACCUUUCAUUUUUCACAGCUCCUUUGGAAAAUAAAAGGUGGAAUCUGAUUGGUUGCAAUCUGCAACUAAGCCAGUUCUACUUAAUACCAGUUUGCUAAAUCUCCCCCAUUAUCUCUAUUGCUGCAGAAACAGGUGAGGUCAUGACGUGAGUAAUUCAGCCAUGCUACCGAUUCCACGUUUUACUUAUUUUAUAUUCACUUUUAAAGUUUAUAUGAGUGUUCUUUAGCUGCAAUACCAAGCACAGCUGCUAGUCUAUGUACGGCACUGUGCUUGGUGAGCUGCUGGGAGCCAGCUGCACUCACUAGAGCUCCACUGUGCCAGGGGCGGUGGGGGUGCUGGGGCUCUGGCCCCUGCCGAUGUGAUAAUGAUGACCUAUCCUGGGAAUAGGCCAUCAUUAUCCAGUAACCCUUUUCAUUUGUACAGGUUAAUAGCAGUUGCCAGAAAAUGACUGAGGCUAAUUUUCCUUGAUUUUACCUGUUGAUUCAAUGGGACAGAUUUACUAACUGUUUAAAAGUAAGAAAGUGUAAAAUUAGACCAACAGUCUUACCAGGGGUUGCCUGGUUUCAAGAGGAAACUGAACAACUCAGGGGAAUGAUGUAUAGUAAAGAAUAGAUUAAUCCUUGGGCUACUUUCAGACUAGCAUUUUAGUUUUACGGAAUUGAGAUCCGUCAUAGGGGCUCAAUACUUCAGUUUUCUCCCCAUUCAUUGUUAAAGGUAACAAAACUGAACAGAACGCUCCAAAAUGC